This is a messenger RNA of Neurospora hispaniola, 1256 nucleotides long. RefSeq lists its product as uncharacterized. Bases 289 to 1137 code for a protein of 282 amino acids. The transcript has a single exon. The record is from RefSeq and is a predicted model, not a curated record. NCBI's taxonomy places the organism in Eukaryota, Fungi, Ascomycota, Sordariomycetes, Sordariales, Sordariaceae.
UCGGCCCCGCCCGACUUGACGUUUACCCCCUAACGGCUGCGUUUCACCUCUACAACACCGACUGCAUCGGGUCGCACGCAACUCGAACCACUGCCACUUGCAAACAUACGAGCUCGUCUUUCACGAAAACAACUACCACACCACCCUUCACUCACCUUCGAAACCGUUACCGCAUCUCCACGAACUUGUCCAAUACGACCAUCAACAAAGCUUGGACCAGAACAGACCCUUCCCAGAACCUACAUAUUCCCCCCUUCACCUCGCCGCCACCUGUCCGCCUCUUUCACCAUGUCUUCCGACAACAGCAAUUCGAAUCAGACCAACAACGAUAUGGCGCGCCAACAGAGACGGGGUUCUGUGACUGCUUCAUCUGCCGCUCUGGCAAGCCUCUUCCGAAGCAACUCCAUCACACAGGGCCAGCCACCUAACUUCCCCGGAACAUCUGCCGCCAUCAACGAGCAACGUCGGAGACUCUCCAUCACCACCCUCGGCCUGUCCGGAACAUCGCCGUCGGCUUCCUUUAUGCGUCGUGCCAGCCUCUCCACCAACAACUCGGAACUGGCUGAAGAGAACGCCAUUGAUGAAGAUGAUUCUGCCCGCACCGCUCCAGCCGUUCCCUUCGGUCGCCGCAUGAGCCUAGGUGCCCGAGGUCCUUGGGGUGGUGUAAGCCCUGGGACAAAUGGUAGGCCGUCCCCACCAACCCGCAAUGAUAGCACUUCCCUUCGUGGCCCUCCUCCUACUUCACCGCCUGUCUCGUCCCCGGGCACUGGUAACUACAUAUGGGGAAAGACGUCUUCCCAGGCAAACAUUGCUACUCCACUUAAGACCCCUUCUGAUGUGUUAUCUCCUCGUUCAGAGCAAGGUUUCAACUGGUCCGAGCAGCUUCGAUCUCGUGCUGAGAGCACCGUUUCUGGUCAACGGCACUCAAUCUCCUUUACCUCGGGCCUCAGUGGCUCGCCUCCUGGCGCCGGCUUUAGACGCCCAUCUCCGCCAGCCUCGACCCCUCAACAUGACCGGGCCAAAUCUGUCUCCGAAAUGCCGGCGCCUCCCGCCCAGGCGCCGAAGGCACGACCUGUCCCACAAAAGCCCGAUCCCUUCCAGGAGCGCAUUCUGAAGGGCGACUUUUACAUGGACUGAGCGCGGUCCAUCAACCACUGGCUUGACGUUGUUUUCUUUUACAUCGGUUUUUACAACAUGACAUGUCUGCUUUUUCUUUCUGGGACUGGGGCAUCAGUUUGCUCCGCCCUCAUGCACCG